Messenger RNA from Neopsephotus bourkii (Bourke's parrot), 2169 nucleotides. It is a transcript of the gene LPAR4, whose product is annotated as lysophosphatidic acid receptor 4. NCBI's taxonomy places the organism in Eukaryota, Metazoa, Chordata, Aves, Psittaciformes, Psittacidae. Gene Ontology annotation, cellular component: membrane. Bases 639 to 1685 code for a protein of 348 amino acids. Gene Ontology annotation, biological process: positive regulation of Rho protein signal transduction; phospholipase C-activating G protein-coupled receptor signaling pathway. The transcript is spliced from 2 exons. The record is from RefSeq and is a predicted model, not a curated record. Gene Ontology annotation, molecular function: lysophosphatidic acid receptor activity.
CAGGCUGUCCUUAGGCUGCUAAUUCUGCCCUGGGAGCUGCUGGACACGCUCUGGGAGGGAAUACAGCCCCGCGAGAGGGACCCAGCAGAGACCCGGGCGCGGGGCGGGCUCAGGCGCUAAUAACACCUCCCUGCCCAAUGGAAAGCGUUUCCUAUCGAGACCCCCAAGAGUUCCCCCUGCCCACAAACCCUGCCCAGACAUUGGGCCCAUUCUUGUGUCCCGUUUCCCAAGACAUGAUGGCUGCAGCAUUCAGCAGUUUUGUUUCCUCCCCGAACAAAGGAAGGCAGACAACUGCCCGCCGCUUUGCAGCUUGAAGAUGAACGGGUAAACUUUCCCAAAGCCGAGCACGCAGCUCUUCCGUGUGGGACUAACGCUGCUUGCGCUGCACGCACGAAAAAAGAGGAUAAAUGCGGGCUGUCAGGGAGGAAUCGGGCUGAAAUCUGCCGAGCCGUGGGCAUGAUCUCAGCCCCGGCCCCGCUGCCGUGGAUGAAAGGACUUGUGACAGAGACACGGUAGCAAGGUGUGGAGCAACCUUCCUGGAAUGCGUUUCUUCAGGAAGAGAAGAGAUCACUGCUGUAUUUUAUGGAUGUCACUGAAGUAGACUUUGAAGUUCUUUGGAAACACAUCACAAACCUGGCAUGGGAAACCACAGCAACAAUCAUACCUGUUUGAUAGAUGAUUCCUUUAAGUACAACUUGUAUGGAGCUGUGUACAGUGUGGUCUUCAUCCUUGGUUUGAUUACUAACUGUGCCUCCCUCUUUGUUUUCUGCUUUCGGAUGAAAAUGCGAAGUGAAACAGCCAUUUUCAUGACAAACCUGGCGGUUUCAGAUUUGCUUUUUGUGUUCACUUUGCCCUUUAAAAUUUUUUAUAAUUUCAACAGGCACUGGCCUUUUGGAGAUAGCCUGUGCAAGAUCUCUGGUACAGCAUUUCUCACUAACAUCUAUGGGAGCAUGCUGUUCCUCACCUGCAUUAGUGUCGACCGUUUCCUUGCUAUCGUCUAUCCAUUCCGAUCUCGCACCAUUAGGACCAGGAGAAAUUCUGCCGUAGUCUGUGCUGGUGUUUGGAUACUGGUCCUCAGCGGUGGAAUUUCGGCUUCAUUGUUCUCCACAACCAACAUUUCCAACACCAGCACAACCUGUUUUGAAGGUUUUUCCAAAAGUAUCUGGAAAACCUAUCUGUCUAAGAUCACUAUAUUUAUUGAAGUGGUAGGAUUCAUAAUUCCUUUGCUACUCAACCUUACAUGCUCUUCUUUAGUUCUCAGGACUCUCCGGAAACCUGCCACCUUGUCCCAGAUUGGGACAAACAAAGAGAAAGUAUUGAAAAUGAUAAUUGUGCACGUGGCCAUUUUUGUUGUGUGCUUUGUGCCUUACAAUUCCAUACUCUUCUUGUAUGCUCUUGUGCGCUCCCAAGCAAUAGCAAAUUGCUCCUUGGAGAGGUUUGCGAGGACAAUGUACCCAAUCACACUGUGCAUUGCAACAAUGAACUGCUGCUUUGACCCAUUCAUCUAUUACUUCACAUCAGAAUCCUUCCAGAAGUCCUUCAACAUAAAGACCCAGAUGAAAAUGGAUUCUCUUUUCAAGACUGAGACAGCUCUAACAAAGACUGCGCUACCAGCACCACAGGAUGAAAUGAGUGACCAGGCUAUUACAAAUGGAGGAGACCCAACAUCUGAAUCUCAUUUCUAGUAAGAUGUUUGCACAUUGAGUUCUCCCCCAUUAACUUUUGAUUAACACCACGUGUGAAAUAGUUGUUUCAGAAUAUGUGGGUUCACACACAUGGUGUGAAUGAAGUUGCUGGGGGAUAACUACACAGGUGAACAAAUCCUUAACACUGGGAUGGUCCCAUCACAUGCAACAGCUGAACAUGAAAGAUAAGAAUCCCAAUGGAUCUCCCUUUGGAGAUCAUUGAUAGGUAACAACACAUGUGCCAACUGAGGAGGGAACAGAAUAGCUUCUUUAAGCAGAACAUGCCAACAUUUGGCAUUUUUUCCCCCAGCAGUUUACAUGGGACAAGAUGGGAAAUAGAAAAUUUAAUUUUCUUGAUAUCUGCCAAUAUUUCAUGCCUUCUGGAAAUGCAUCAUCAUAUAUUAACACAAUAACUUCACACAAUAUGUAUGUUUGCUUUUAAAGACAUAAUAAAAGCUUUCGGCUUUUCCUUAUUUCACUGCAA